This is a messenger RNA of Eremomyces bilateralis CBS 781.70, 1395 nucleotides long. Its product is annotated as ADP-ribosylglycohydrolase. The transcript has 3 exons. Bases 1 to 1395 code for a protein of 464 amino acids. The record is from RefSeq and is a predicted model, not a curated record. NCBI's taxonomy places the organism in Eukaryota, Fungi, Ascomycota, Dothideomycetes, Eremomycetales, Eremomycetaceae.
AUGGACUUCAUAUUUCUCCACCCCUUUGUCCGUAGCACUGCCAUUGACAAAUGCAAUGGCACCAUCAUUGGAUCUGCUUUAGGCGACGUGGUUGGUUUAUAUACCGAGUUCCUUCCGGCGACAGAAUGUGAUCGGUCGUAUCCAGAUGGGAGAUUCUCUCUACAUCCACCUACGCCGUUUCGAGAGGAUAGCCAUCGUGAUAAGUUCGAAUUAGGUUCAUGGACAGACGACACCGAUCAAGCACUGCUCAUCCUCCUGGCCUUCCUAGACUGCAAAGGAGACCCAACCUUCGUACCCUUUGAGUUCGCCCAGAGGCUCAAAAUAUGGGUUCGGCAAGGGCUACGUGCAUUAGAUCGGUUGCCACUAGGGAUCGGGCAGACCGUUGGACGAGUCGCCCUUGAUCCCGAGUUCGGUUCGUCCGACAAGCUCUAUGCGGUCGCACUACGGCAGUGGAAGAUCGCACCAAAGGAUCGGAAACCCGCCGCCAAUGGCUCACUCAUGCGGACUCACCCCGUAGGCAUCAUGUGCGUUGGAAAGAGCGAAGACGAGGCUUUCGAAACGGCAACGGACAUCGGAAGGACGACGCACGUCGACCCACGAUGCGUCGUCUCGUGCUGCGUCCUCGUUGCCUUGGUCAGGGGGAUUGUGCGCGGGGAAGUGCUCGUCGAGCAGGAUAUCGACGCCGCGCUCCAUCGGGCCUGGAGGUGGGUCGACGAGAGGGAAACGCUCAACGAUCCUCGAAAAGACCCGACAGUCCAGGUCGAGGGUGAGGCCAAGCGUCAUGCAGAGGCGUCGAGUUGGUGGCUCCGCGAGGAGUUUGACCGGCAUACCCACGCAGACUCGUUCACCGCUCUCGAGCUGGAUGAUUCGCAGAAGAUGGGGUACGUGUAUAAGGCGCUUGGAUCGGCCAUCCUAUCAUUACGAUUUGCCAUGCGCGGCGAACUUACGACUAAUUCCGCUCCCGAGGACGCCCGAUCUGGUGGAAACGGGUUCGAAGCCAUCAUUUCCUCCCUCGUCAUGCACGGCGGCGACGCGGAUACGAACGCCUGCAUCGCGGGAGCGUUGCUGGGAGCCUGGUUUGGGUAUGCCGCGCUGCCGGAAAACUGGAGGACCGGACUGGUUCAUGGGAAUUGGCUGCUGCGCAAGUCGAUGAACUUGGCUGGAUGCGUGGGGAUUGCGCCCGUGACGGAGGGAUGGGUGCCCAAUGAGGCGGAUACCGCGAGAGAUGGAGGACGAGGGCAGAUCAGCCAGGCAGAGGUGGACAAUCUAGAAAGGGCGUUGAUAGAGCGAAUGCUCCUCAAGGCGCAGGCCAGGCGUGAGGCUGAGAGACUCCGGGAGAAGGGAAACAAGGGAGAGGGAGCAGGCAAAUGGUUCCGAGGGCUCAAUAUGAGGUGA